AUGUCGAAAGCAAUCGUGAAGACCACCUUCGAGGCAUCGAAGACCCUCCAACCCAUCUACACUGGUGGAAGCACCGCGCUUGAUGCCAGUGGCCGCAUCUUGCUCAGUUGCGUCGGUGAAGAUGCGAACAUCGUUGACCUUGAAACUGGCGACCAGCUCGCCAGUUUGGAAGGAGAUGGAGAGAUCAUUACCAGUCUAGCCAUCACACCCUCUGCGUCGCAUGCGAUCGUUUGCUCGCGUUCAAUGACUAUGCGCAUCUAUUCGCUUUCUCCCUUCGAUUUUGACGAGAAAAAGACCCAGGUCAUCGAGGCAAAACUCGCCCGCACCCUCAAACCCCACACUUCGCCUGUCGUAACAACCACAAUUGACCGCACCGGCACUUUGCUAGCAACUGGUGCUGCGGAUGGAUCCAUAAAGGUCCAUGAUAUCAAGGGUGGAUAUGUCACGCAUACUUUUAACGACCGUGGCGUAAUUUCGGCACUGUGCUUCUUCGAGGUUGAGGUCUCCGAUAGCAAUGUCAAGUCCUCCAAGAAGUCCAAGAAGGUGGCAUCUGGUGACGACGAAGAUAUGGAAGAUGCCGACUCAGCAGUUGGUUUCCGGCUGGCUUCCGGUAGUGAGGAGGGCCGCGUCCGCGUCUUUGACCUUCAUAAGAAGAAGGCUGUUGCCUCGCUCGACUCUCACGUUUCUCUGGUGAGAAGCUUAUCUUUUUCUGCAACCGAAAACGCCUUGCUCUCGGCUUCCCGUGACAAGACGGUUAUCAUCCACGAUGCUCGCACUUACAAGCAACGCCGAAUCAUUCCCGUACUGGAGUCCGUCGAGGCCGCUGCUUUCAUUGCAGACAGUGGAGUGUGUGUGGUGGGUGGUGAGAAUGGCAAGUUGAGGGCUUUUGAUGUCAACCGCGGCAGUGAAAUCACAGAGGAGCAAGAGGCAGGCGAGGAUUUUGAGUCCGUCAUUGCCAUUCAGUACUCUCCGGGCAUGUCUUUUGCCAUGACUGUGCAUGCAGACCAGACAAUUCGUCUCCAUUCCCUUGAGUCUUUGACAAGCUACAAACCAGGAUCAACCCUAGAGCCAUUGACCAUCAUUCGACGUAUCUCCGGCAAUGAUGACGAAAUCAUUGAUUGUGCUUUUGUUGGCCCCGAUCGAUCAAUGCUUGCGCUGGCUACCAAUACCGAGAGUAUUCGCAUUGUCUCUGUGGCACCUUCUGCAGACCGACCUUCGGCCGACGGUGAUGCCUUCUUCGGUGCUGAUGUCGCUUAUCUGGAUGGGCAUGAGGAUAUCAUCAUUGCUAUGGACGUGGAUUGGUCCGGGCACUGGCUUGUGACUGCUGGCAAGGACAACACUGCCCGGCUCUUCCGUCUCGAUCCUAAGAACUCGUCCUAUACCUGCUUUGCGAUCCUCACGGGUCACGCUGAAUCCCUAGGCGCCAUUGCAUUCCCGCGUGCUCCCCCGCCAGUUGAGAGCGCCGCAUACAAUGACCCGGUCAACCACCCACCAGCUUUCCUCGUCACCGGCUCACAAGAUAAAACAAUCAAGAGAUGGGACCUCGGAAAAUUAACUCCUCUCAAGGAUGACACACCUCACAGCCCCAAGGCAAUUUACACGAGAAAGGCCCACGAGAAAGAUAUUAAUUGCAUUGAUAUCGACUCUACGUCUACUCUCUUCGCCUCGGCCUCCCAAGAUCGUACUGUCAAGAUCUUCGAUGCAGAUGAAGGAUCAGCAAUCGGCAUCCUGCGUGGACACAAGCGUGGCGUUUGGGGGGUGCGUUUCUGCCCAAAGAACACCCCGGUCAUCAACACCGAUGCAGGCACCAGCACAAAUAAGGGUAUCAUCGCUACUGGAAGCGGUGAUAAGACAGUCAAAAUCUGGAACUUGGCCGAUUACAGCUGCCUGUUGACCUUGGAGUCUCACUCAAACUCCGUAUUGAAAGUUAUUUGGCUUCCUCCUCCACAAGUCUCCAAGUCACAGGUUGAAGACGAGGACGAGGACGAAGAAGCUUCUGCCCAGAAGGAAAAUGUCCAAACACGACCCCUGGUAGCAUCAGCCGGCGCCGAUGGACUUGUGAAGAUCUGGGACGUGUGGACUGAGGAGGUGCAAUGCACCUUGGAUAAUCACACAGACAGAGUCUGGGCACUUGCCACUCCAUACCCCUCAGGCUCUCGCGUCAACGCCAAACCCACUUCCUCCAAAAUUAACUCGACCCCCUACGCUCUUGUUUCUGGCUCCGCAGAUGCUACAGUCACCUGCUGGACCGACACCACCUCUGCCACCUACACCGCUGCCGUGAAUGCCAAUUCCGAGCGCAUUGAGCAGGACCAACAACUGCAGAACUACAUUCGCGCUGGAGCGUACCGUGAGGCCAUUACCCUGGCUCUGCAGCUGAACCACCCUGGCCGCUUGUUGUCUCUAUUCACUUCUGCCAUUGAUGCAGCUGACAACCCAACCCUUUCAGAUGAGGAGCGGGAGCGUUCUACUGGUAGCUUGACCGGUAACUCGUCCAUCGACGAGGUGUUGCAGACUUUGGAUUCAACAAAUCUGCGGACCCUGUUGCUCCGUCUUCGUGACUGGAACACUAAUGCCCGUACAUCCCGGGUUGCGCAGCGUAUCCUCUUCGCUCUGUUUCGCUCAUACCCUGCCUCCACUUUCGUGGAGCUCGCUACGCAAUCCGUGCGUGGAAAGAAUGGCGGUAUUGCUGCGGGUAUGAAGGAUAUCCUCCAGGCUUUGGCGCUCUACACGGAGAGGCACUACAAGCGUAUCGAGGAGCUGACAGACGACAGCUACCUUGUUGAGUGGGUUCUUGGCGAGAUGGACGGUGGCGUUGGUCUUGGUGGAAUGAUGAGUCUGGAUGAGGGAGAAGCUGAGCAUGAGAAGGACAUUAUCAUGUUGGAGGCUUAA
Molecule: messenger RNA, 2892 nt
Organism: Penicillium waksmanii
Lineage: Eukaryota; Fungi; Ascomycota; Eurotiomycetes; Eurotiales; Aspergillaceae
Product: U3 snoRNA-associated protein UTP13
Exons: 3
Coding region: 1-2892 (963 amino acids)
Biological process (GO): endonucleolytic cleavage to generate mature 5'-end of SSU-rRNA from (SSU-rRNA, 5.8S rRNA, LSU-rRNA); endonucleolytic cleavage in 5'-ETS of tricistronic rRNA transcript (SSU-rRNA, 5.8S rRNA, LSU-rRNA)
Cellular component (GO): small-subunit processome; 90S preribosome; nucleolus
Molecular function (GO): protein binding; U3 snoRNA binding
Source: RefSeq, a predicted model, not a curated record